GCGAAAGAAAAAACGCGGUUCUUGAAGUGAUCAGAGGAAGUGCUCACAAUUCGGGUGAUAGGAUUUUUGCCCGCCUCUCUCAAAACCGCGCAAGAAAGCGACUGGGAAACCAGCAAGACCGUCUUGCCGUUCCAGGGCUUCGGCUCCAGCCAGUGGGUUGGCACGACCAUGUCUCCUGAAGGUGGCCGGGCACCCUCCCUCCUUUGCUUGAUUGUCAUAGCGGCCGGACUAAAUAUCUACACCUCUUCAAUGAGUAUACCUGCCACCUCAAACAUGGCUUCCUUUGUAAAAACAGAAUUAACCAAUCAGACUCCUAUACUCAACAGCAGUUCAGCAGUAGAUACUAUAAAAGCAGCUACAAGUCCUGUUACUCUUUCCCUUACAACUACAUUGAGAUCUAUUGAAAAGGUUAUACCACUGUCUACACCUAAUGACAUAUCAAGUACAUCAGAGAUGACCAUAUCAACAACUAAUUUGUUAUCACAAUCAAGCACUGGAUUACAAAGCACAGAACACAUGCCAGCCUCGGUGAUGUCCGUUUACAGCUCAGCAACAACUAAUAUUUCCCCUGCAGAAACUGUAGCCGCCACCACUUCAGGUAUUAUGAGAGUAUCAUCCAUCAGCAGCAGUUCAUUUGCUCCUGAGGAAUACACCAGCUCUUCAGUUAUCCAGUUAUCAAGUAUAGAAGUGUCCACAGUACCUAUGACAUCCAAGAAACACCCUGUUGAAGGAAUCACUUCUGGAGUCACUACUAAGCCACUCACCUCAUCAAACUCUGUGGGAACGUUUACAUAUUCACAAGGUACUUUAGCAAGUAAAGCUGUUGAGACCUCCCCUAUUGGCAGAACCACAUUCUCCUCAGAGGUAACCAUGCAAGAGGUUCAGCGGGCUUUGAGUUCAGGAAGCAUUGCAGCUAUUACUAUAACUGUGAUUGCUGUGGUUCUAUUGGUAUUUGGCAUAGCUGCAUUUUUAAAAAUCAGGCAUUCUUCAUAUGGCAGACUUUUUGAUGACCAUGAUUAUGGAUCCUGGGGAAACUACAACAAUCCUCUGUAUGAUGAUUCCUAAUCUAAGAAUAUUAGCCAAGCCAAAGCUGUUCUUGUGUCAUGAAGCAUCUAAUUCACCAAAAGCACUAUGUUCCAGUAUCUUUUGACAUGCAUUUCCUAUAUUUUAUUCUUUUUUGCUGUUUUUUCCAAUGAAUUUUUGGAAUUUAAUAGAAACCAAACUCUACAACGUGAAUCAGAUUCAAAUGAUACUUACAAUAAAUAACUCAAGUCUUAUUUAAUAAGUUGCUACAGUUUCUAGAAAAAAAUGAAGAUAUAUGGCAUACUCUGACAAAACUGCAGUUUUAGCAACAUGAUAGUAUUAGUGGCAGAUUUGCUAUUAGGAAUUUGCAUUCCUAGCAACUUAUGACAGGUGAACCUUUAGUGGCAGACUUGGUAUGAAAAAGCAGUAUGGCCUCUUUAGUUGACCCUCAGAAAACCUUUAAGGUAAUAAUUGCUUAAUGGGAAUCUCAGAAGAUUGAUACCAAAUCUUGCUCUUGUUUAUUUGCCUUCACCACUGCUAUUUCUGUAAGAAGAGUGUUCUUAUUAACAUUCAAUUGAAUAUUAUACUAUUAUAUACUUCAGUGAAGUUCUUGUUAACUACUUUGUUAAGUAGUUUUCUUAACAACUGCCUUCCUUCUUUUUCCAUCAUACCAAUUCAGCAAACCCUGAGUGCUCUUUAACAGAGGCAACUUCUAUUGGUCCACUGAUAUCACACAAAUAUCAUUUAAGGAAUGAAUAAUUCUCCCCCACCAAAAAACUAGUAGAUUUGAUAUAAAAGGAAUGGUAUUAUUUCCAAAAGUAAAAUAUUACCUCUUUGAUUUGUACCAAGUUUUAACUAUUCCAUAUUUUUCUUUCAUGUGUUCAUAAAGGAGAAUGUUCUGUUAGCUAGUUGAUCCAAUCAAACAUUGCUCUGAGUUUUCUGUGAUAUCAAGAGUAGUCAUGUUUGUCAAUAUCUGAUGUUUUAUGCUGGCAAGUAAUUAGGAAAGUUAUAUUCCAAUUUGGAGAAAGGCAGCUCUAAAAUGAAUCAGAAUCAUAGAAGCCUGGUCCCUACCUUGGAGAUCUUUUAGUCCAACCUAUUGUACAAGGUAGGAGUCCUUAAACCAUCCAGACAUAUGGAUGUCCAAUUGAAUGAAUGAAUGAAUUCUAGCUUUGUGCAGUUGGAUUCCAAAUGAGGUUUGUUCCUUUGUAGUCAUUAUCACAAAAGCCCCAAUUUUUUUUGGUCCAGAUCCUUGAUAUAAAUUGGAUUCCAUUGAUAUAUUCAUUUUCCAUCUAAUUAUCUAAUCAGUUUUAAAACCACCAACUUCGAUGGUGUUCAUUCCCCUCUCUAAUAAGUAUAAGUUAUGUUUUAAGCAGAUAGUAAGUACUUCUCAAUAGACAGUUUGUCAUCGUCUCAUGACCUGCUCUGCAGUACAUCUGCAGUGACAAUUAUGAAUGUUAUCUUUUAAAACUUCAUUUAAGAAAUGAUCAGAUGAAACUAUUACAAAGUGUUCCCUUCAAGAUUUUAAUUUGUUUGCAUUAUCCAUUACUUCAGAUAACAGCUUACUAUUUUCCUUUGCCAAUUUAUAUGCUACUAGUUUGAGUUAAUAAAAAAAUA
Messenger RNA from Protobothrops mucrosquamatus (brown spotted pit viper), 2637 nucleotides. It is a transcript of the gene PARM1, whose product is annotated as prostate androgen-regulated mucin-like protein 1. The coding region runs from base 169 to 1065 and encodes 298 amino acids. Lineage: Eukaryota; Metazoa; Chordata; Lepidosauria; Squamata; Viperidae. The transcript is spliced from 4 exons. Gene Ontology annotation, cellular component: plasma membrane; late endosome; Golgi apparatus. The record is from RefSeq and is a predicted model, not a curated record.